This is a messenger RNA of Ficedula albicollis (Collared flycatcher), 3015 nucleotides long. RefSeq names its product immunoglobulin superfamily member 10. The record is from RefSeq and is a predicted model, not a curated record. Lineage: Eukaryota; Metazoa; Chordata; Aves; Passeriformes; Muscicapidae. The transcript is spliced from 3 exons. Gene Ontology annotation, cellular component: plasma membrane; axon. Gene Ontology annotation, biological process: homophilic cell-cell adhesion; axon guidance; dendrite self-avoidance. Gene Ontology annotation, molecular function: cell-cell adhesion mediator activity. Bases 33 to 2273 code for a protein of 746 amino acids.
AGCUGGAACCCCUGCAGCUGGAACCCCUGCAGAUGGAACCCCUGCAGCCAAAACCCCUGCAGCCAAAACCCCUGCAGGUGCCACAUGCCCAGCGGCUGGUGCUGCACAACGGCACCCUGCACCUGGGCAGCCUGGCCCCCUCUGACAGCGGCACCUACGAGUGCAUCGCCACCAGCUCCACGGGCUCGGACAGGAGGGUGGUCAGCCUGGAGCUGCAGCGCACGGACAGGCUCCCCAGAAUAGGCAUCACCUCGCAGCAGCUGACCCGGCUGAGCUUUGGGGACAGGCUGCUUCUCAACUGCACAGCAAGUGGGGAGCCCAAGCCCAGGAUAAUCUGGAGGCUGCCCUCCAAGGCUCUUGUGGACCAGUGGCACAGAAUGGGAAGUCGGAUCCACGUCUACCCCAAUGGAUCCUUGGCUAUCGAGGCAGUUACAGAAAAGGAUGCAGGUGAUUACCUGUGCGUGGCCAGAAACAGGAUUGGGGAUGAUCUGAUACUGAUGAAAGUCAGCAUCACAAUGAAACCAGCCAAGAUUGACCACAAGCAGCAGUCCAAGAAGCUGGUGCCCUACGGGAAGGAUUUCAGAGUGGACUGCAAGGCCUCGGGGUCGCCCACGCCGGAGAUCUCCUGGGGGCUGCCGGACGGGACAGUGGUCAACAACGCCAUGGUGGCCGACGACAGCGGGCACAGGGCUCGCAGGUUCGUCCUCUUCGACAACGGCACUCUGCACCUCAACAAAGCUGGGGUGGCAGAGGGGGGAGAUUACACCUGCUACGCCCAAAACACGCUGGGGAGGGACGAGAUGAAGGUCCACGUCACGGUCCUUGUGGCAGCCCCUCGGAUAAAGCACAACCACAAGACACAGGUGGCAGUGGCAGCUGGAGACACGGCCCGGCUGGACUGUGAGGCUGCUGCAGAGCCCCGGGCACAGAUAUUCUGGCUGCUGCCCUCCAGUGAGAUGAUCUCCUCGUCCACGGGCAGGCACUCCCUGCACGCCAACGGCUCCCUGGCCAUCGGCCGGGCCGGCCUGCCGGACGCUGGGCAGUACCUGUGCGUGGCCAGGAACCCGGGCGGGGACGACACCAAGCUGUACAGACUGCAGGUGGCUGCCAAAGCCCCCAUCAUAAACGGUGUGCACAGGAACAAAACCAUCAUGAGGGUGACGGCAGUGAGGCACUCCAAGAAGCACAUCGACUGCCGGGCAGAAGGGACUCCUCCUCCUCAGGUUACGUGGAUCAUGCCUGACAACAUUUUCCUGACAGCCCCGUAUUACGGGAGCAGGAUUGUGGUGCACGAGAACGGGACGCUCGAGAUCCGCAACAUCAGGCCCUCAGACGCAGCAGAUUUCAUCUGUGUGGCACGGAACGCGGGGGGGGAGACUGUGCUGGUGGUGCAGCUGGAGGUCACAGAAAUGCUACGGAGACCAAUAUUCAGAAACCCUUUCAACGAAAAGAUAAUAGCCAAACCUGGGAAAGCCAUCACACUGAACUGUUCUGUGGAUGGAAACCCUCCCCCCGACAUCAGCUGGAUGCUGCCCAACGGCACCUGGUUCUCCAGCAGCACCAGCACGCCCCAGUUCCCGCCGGGGAGCGACGGGCCCCUGACCAUCCCCAGCGCCGGGAGCCGCCACGCCGGGCGCUACCGCUGCGCCGCCCGCAACGCGGUGGGCUACAUCGAGAAGCUGCUGCUGCUGGAGGUGGCCCAGAAGCCCAGCAUCGUGAGCCCCGCGGGGCCGGUGAGGGCCGCCAGCGGGGAGCCCCUGUCGCUGCCCUGCCGGGCCCAGGGCAGCCCCCGGCCCAGCGUGGCGUGGGCGCUGCCGGGGGGCCGCGUGCUGGAGCGGCCGCAGGCCAGCGGGAGGCUCCUGCUGCUGGACAACGGGACCCUGCUGAUCCGGGCAGCCUCUGCCCAGGACGCGGGCACCUACCUGUGCAGGGCCAGCAACGCUGCCGGGCACUCCUCGGUCGCCAUCCCCGUGGUGGUCACAGCCCACGCCCCCCGCAUCGUGGGCAGAGCCCCCCCGGCCCUGCGCGCCCCGCCCGGGGCUGCGGUGCAGCUGCGCUGCGUCGCGCUGGGCAUCCCCAGGCCGGCCAUCAGCUGGCAGCUGCCCGACGGCUCCGUGCUCUCGGCAGCCCGCCCGGGCCGCGGCUCGGGGGCAGAGCUGCUGCAGCCCACGGGCACGCUGCUGCUGCAGAGCCCCAGCCCGGGGCUGUACCGCUGCACGGCCACCAACAGCCUGGGCAGCGACACCGCCCUGAGCCGGCUGCACGUCCUCUAGGCGCAGCCGAGCGGAGCGCGGCCCCGGGAGCAGCCCCGCAGCCUCGGCCGAAGCACCGGCGCCAGGCACACCCGCAGCGCUGCUGCAGCGCUGGGCAAAGGGACAGAGAAGGGGAAACCGGCUCUGGCACCGCUGGCUCCCUCUGUCUUCGGGGGAUUUAAAUGAGAGCAGAAUUAAGGCACUUCUGCUCCGCAAAGGAACAGCAAACAUUGACUAUCAAACCUGGCAACUGCUGGAAAUGUGCCCAGAGAGCUCCUGGAUGGACACGGCUGUGCAUCAUUCAACCCCCACGAUUCCUUCAAUCCCAAUGCGAUGCCCACCAGGAAUGAGUGCCACAGGCAGGGAUCAGAGAGGGCAGGGACGCCUGGGAACCCAGGACCAGGUUUUCUGGGAUGCAGAUUACCUUCUCAAUGUGUUUUAAUAUUCAGUAUGUUUUUAAAAUAAAUAUUCAAUGGUGUAACAAGUAGUGAAGCACUUUCAAUAGCACAGCUGUGGUUGCCACAGUCUUUUCUGCAGAGCUGUGGAUGACACAGAACAGCUCAGUUUGGAAUGAGAGGAAGAUCUGCUCAGCACUGUCAGGCCAAUGCACAGACUGGGUGUGGAAUCACUCCAGCUUGGCAUCACUUUCUUAUUGUCACAAAAGCAUUUCUGAAUAAAAAUCACAUCAAUUUGAAUCUCAAUUUAGAAUUGUGAUUCCUCGAUGGAGCAGCCAGGUAGGUUUAAGAAGCAAAUUGAGUUUGCA